Eleginops maclovinus (Patagonian blennie) is the source of this 8913-nucleotide messenger RNA. RefSeq names its product receptor tyrosine-protein kinase erbB-4. The record is from RefSeq and is a predicted model, not a curated record. Gene Ontology annotation, cellular component: signaling receptor complex; basal plasma membrane; plasma membrane. Bases 226 to 4428 code for a protein of 1400 amino acids. Gene Ontology annotation, molecular function: ATP binding; transmembrane receptor protein tyrosine kinase activity; epidermal growth factor receptor binding. NCBI's taxonomy places the organism in Eukaryota, Metazoa, Chordata, Actinopteri, Perciformes, Eleginopidae. The transcript is spliced from 27 exons. Gene Ontology annotation, biological process: cell surface receptor protein tyrosine kinase signaling pathway; neurogenesis; protein phosphorylation.
ACCUAAACACUGGACAGGGAACUGAUAAACAAACAACAACAAAUAACGCGGUGCGUAAAAGCUCUCCACGGCGGUGCUUCUGGGUGGAAACUGUGCCAAGAGCAGAGAAGACUGACGUGAUUUUUUAUUUUAUUUUUUCUCUCUGUGUGAGCAAACAAACGAGGAUAUCUUAAUUGGACAUGUGAGUUACGGGAGUUAACAAGACAAGCAGCCCCCUUUUCGAAGAUGAAGUUCCCCGCUUGCGUCCUCGUCACUUUGCUGGUGAUCGGAUCCGGUGCAGCACAGUCAGUUUGUCCGGGCACUGAGAACAAGCUGAGUACUCUGUCGGACCUGGACCAGCAGUACCGCACCCUCAAGAAGCUCUACGAGAACUGCGAGGUGGUCAUGGGCAACUUAGAGAUCACCAGCAUCGAUCGGAACCGCAACCUCUCCUUCCUCAAGUCAAUCAGAGAAGUGACCGGCUACGUGUUGGUGGCUCUCAACCAGUUCGACUACCUGCCACUGGAGAACCUGCGGAUCAUCCGAGGCACCAAGCUGUACGAGGGUCGCUACUCGUUGGCCAUCUUCCUCAACUACAGGCGGGAGGGAUACUACGGCCUGAGACAGCUGGGCCUGCGCAACCUCACAGAGGUACUGAACGGGGGAGUUUAUGUUGACCAGAACAAAUUCCUGUGCCACGCGGACACCAUCCAUUGGCGUGACAUUAUCAAGAACCCCCAGGCGGAGCUGCUGGUGGUGCCAUCCAACAACAGCAACCUUGGCUGCAGACGCUGUCAUCGCUCAUGUAACGGACGCUGCUGGGGCCAUCAGGAGGACCAGUGUCAGACCUUGACAAAGACGGUGUGUGCAGAGCAGUGUGACGGUCGAUGCUUCGGGCCUUACGUCAGCGACUGCUGCCACCGGGAGUGCGCCGGCGGCUGCUCCGGCCCCAAGGACACGGAUUGCUUCGCUUGCACCAAUUUCAACGACAGCGGAGCGUGUGUGACCCAAUGCCCUCAGCCGUUCGUCUACAACCCCACCUCCUUCCAGUUGGAGCACAACCCCAGAGCCAAGUACACUUAUGGAGCCUUCUGUGUCAAGAAAUGCCCACAUAAUUUCGUGGUGGACCACAGCUCCUGCGUCAGAGCGUGCCCUAGCAACAAGAUGGAAGUGGAGGAGAACCGCAUCAAAAUGUGCAUCCCCUGCACCGACAUCUGUCCCAAAGUGUGCGACGGCAUAGGGACGGGCAGCCUGCAGACGGCGCAAACAGUGGACGCCAGCAACAUUGAUAAGUUUGUCAACUGCACCAAAAUCAACGGGAACUUAAUCUUCCUCAUUACAGGGAUUAAAGGUGACAUGUAUCAUGGUAUCGGACCUAUGGACCCCGAACACCUCAACGCGUUCCGCACUGUGAAGGAGAUCACAGGAUACCUCAACAUCCAGUCUUGGCCUGAGAACAUGACAGAUCUGAGUGUUUUCUCCAGCCUUUCAACCAUUGGAGGUAGAUCCUUAUACAGUGGAAGUGGUAUUUCCCUGUUGAUCUUGAAGCAGCGUUGGAUCUCCUCGCUUCAGUUCCAGUCGCUGGACGAGAUCAGCGCCGGGAACGUGUACAUCUUCAACAACAGCCGCCUGUGCUUCUACAACACCGUCAACUGGACGUCGCUCUUCAGGACGUCGAGCCAGAAAGUCCUCAUCCGCAACAACAGAGAGCCCAAGGAAUGCUCUCAGCAGCGCAUGGUGUGUGAUGGCAUGUGUUCGGACGACGGGUGCUGGGGCCCGGGGCCCGACCAGUGUCUCUCCUGCAGGUACUUCCGGCGAGGCCGCACCUGCGUGGAGUCCUGCAACCUUUUUGACGGGGAGAUGCGGGAAUUUGCCAAUGGAUCUGUGUGCCUGGAGUGUGAUAGCCAGUGUGAGAAGAUGGAUGGGAAUACCAUGACAUGUCUUGGACAGGGCCCGGACCAAUGUGUGAAAUGCCUCCACUUCAAAGAUGGACCCAACUGUGUGGAGAAGUGCCCCGAUGGGGUGCAGGGGGCCAACGGUUUCAUCUUCAAGUACGCCAAGGCCAACAACGAGUGUCAUCCCUGCCAUGCCAACUGCACCCAGGGGUGCGUCGGGCCGAGGCUCCAAGAUUGUGUCGGGAUGAUGGACAGGACACCGCUAAUAGCAGCUGGCAUCAUCGGCGGACUAUUUAUCAUCGUCAUUCUGGCGCUCAGCGUGGCCGUCUCUGUCCGGCGCAAGAGCAUCAAGAAGAAGAGGGCCCUGCGGCGCUUCUUGGAGACAGAGCUGGUGGAGCCCCUGACCCCCAGCGGAACUGCCCCCAACCAGGCUCAGCUGCGGAUCCUGAAGGAGACGGAGCUGAAGAGGGUCAAGAUUCUAGGUUCAGGAGCUUUUGGAACCGUGUACAAGGGCAUUUGGGUGCCAGAAGGUGAGACGGUGAAGAUCCCUGUUGCCAUUAAAAUCCUCAACGAGACAACCGGCCCCAAAGCCAACGUGGAGUUCAUGGACGAGGCCCUGAUCAUGGCCAGCAUGGAGCACCCCCACCUGGUGCGUCUGCUGGGCGUGUGCCUGAGCCCCACCAUCCAGCUGGUCACGCAGCUCAUGCCCCAUGGCUGCCUCCUCGACUACGUGCACGAGCACAAGGACAACAUCGGCUCGCAGCUGCUGCUCAACUGGUGUGUCCAAAUCGCCAAGGGGAUGAUGUACCUGGAGGAGAGGAGGCUGGUCCACAGAGACCUGGCGGCUCGCAAUGUGCUGGUGAAGUCGCCCAAUCACAUCAAGAUCACCGACUUCGGCCUGGCGCGGCUGCUGGACGCCGACGAGAAGGAGUACAACGCAGACGGGGGCAAGAUGCCCAUUAAAUGGAUGGCUCUGGAAUGCAUCCACUACAGGAAGUUCACCCAUCAGAGUGACGUGUGGAGUUAUGGAGUGACCAUCUGGGAGCUGAUGACAUUCGGAGGCAAACCGUACGACGGCAUCCCCACGCGAGAAAUCCCCGACAUCCUGGAGAAAGGGGAGCGUCUGCCGCAGCCGCCAAUUUGCACCAUAGAUGUCUACAUGGUCAUGGUGAAAUGCUGGAUGAUUGACGCAGACAGCAGACCCAAGUUCAAAGAGCUGGCUGCUGAGUUCUGCAGAAUGGCCCGGGACCCCCAGCGGUACCUAGUCAUCCAGGGGGAUGACCGCAUGAAGCUUCCCAGCCCCAAUGACAGCAAGUUCUUCCAGAGCCUUCUGGACGAGGAGGACCUGAAUGACCUGAUGGAUGCGGACGAGUAUCUGGUGCCUCGAGGCUUCAACAUGCCUCCUCCGUCAUACACAACCAGGCCUCGUGUCGACUCAAACAGAAACCAGUUUGGCUAUCGAGAUGGGGGUCCAAUCCCUGCAGAGGCCUCUGUGGCAGGGGCCCAAGCCGGCGUAAACCAGGAAGCAACAGGUGGACCGGGCCCGGCCCUGGAGGACCAACGCUGUAACGGAAGCCUGCAUAAGAAGAGCCUGAGCCAGGCUGCGAGAGAGGACAGUGGGGGCCAGAGGUACAGCGCCGACCCCACAAUCUUCUUGGGGGAGAGGGCGCCAAGAGGGGACACUGAUGAGGACGGAUACAUGACACCCAUGAAGGACAAGAGCUCCUCAGAGUAUCUGAAUCCCAUUGAGGAAAACCCGUUCGUCACACGACGUAAGAACGGGGAGAUCCACGCCUUGGACAACCCGGGCUACCACAGCACACCCAACAGCCAGCUGAAAGGAGAGGACGAGUACAUCAACGAGCCGCUGUACCUGAACACCUUCCACAGCCCCGCUGAUCUGGGCCUGGAAGUUCUGAGGAGAAAUGGUCUGCCCCUACCUUCCCAACCUACUUGCUCUGUUGCUUCUUCAGGCUCCCACCUCCCGCUUACAAUCCAAACCAGCCUGCCCCACUACCCCCUCGCCACGGCCCAGCCCUCACCAUCUGGCCUGCCUUGUCACCACGGCCCAGCGACCCAUAUCCUCCACACCCACCACGCCAUCAAACCGGCAGGACAACCUGGAAAUCCAGGUGGCGGUGUCGCCAGCCAAACAGGGACUUCUGCCCAGGCCCAGGUCUGCCAAUCUGGGGCCCUGUCCAAUUCGGCCACCAUGGGGCACGGCAGCCUGCCAGCCUACCAGAUCCACGCCACCUCGCACCCCGCCAGCUUGCUGAAGCACGGACAGACAACAGGUAAAGUCAGCGGGAAGAAGCUGAAGGUGACCUUUGACAAUCCGGAAUACUGGCAGCACAGCUUGCCUCCAAAAUCGUCCAACCAGGUGAUCCCGGACGGUGCACAGGGCGGUUCCACCAACGCCAAGCUCUUCUACAAGCAGAACGGACAUAUACGGCCGGCAGUAGCUGAAAACCCUGAAUACAUGUCGGAGUUUUCCCUGAAGUCCGGCACCGUCUUGCCUCCUCCACCCUACCGGCAGCGGAACACUGUGGUCUAAAUCGUUCUACUUGACAAACGUUCCUCAAUCUGACUCUAGCCUCCAGCAAACCCAGACAUCCUCUCCGGUUCCACUGUCCCAUACAAAGGGGAGCGGCAACAACCAGAGCCCCCAAUUAUUUUCAAACAAUGUGCCAUCUGCUGUAGAUUGUAGCGACAUCCAGAGGAGGUGGACCGAACCGAGCCAAGCAGACCCACGCACCUUCACUUUAUCCAAUCCAGUCCAUUUCUGUCCUGUAGAUAGAGACUGCGCUCCAUUUCAGUGAGAUUGUGAAGGUACUGAGAAGGGACAAAAGACUGUCACAAGGCAGUGGACGUACUGUGUUGUCCCAGCACAAUAUACCUACAAUGGCGUCAAAAAAAGAUGGACCUGAACUCACUGCCAGCUACUGUGGACUCAGCUUCGAGAAAGGAACAGGAAGUUUGAUUAUUUCCCCAGUACGAACAGCUGGGGAUGAACAAUACGCUUCUAUGGGUUUGUGAAAUAAGCAAACAGAAAGAGCAAAUACAGUCGGUUGGAUGUCAAGAUGUCUUGUAGAGGGAGGAAAAACCAUGGAGGAAAAAGACUGAGAGGGUUUUGUCAGGACUUCCAGCUACAUGAAAGCUGAUCAAUCACAUUCAAUCGUUUUGCUCAUAGGGUUAUACCGUAAGGUUCUCAUGUUCUCCAUCAAAUAUGUGAAACUCAUCUCUUUCUACUGUUACUGUGAUACUGUGACGGCCCGAACUACAGCGAUCGCUCCUUUCACAUGUGUAGUUCGACCAUGGACUUUCCUGAAAAUACACAGGGCAACUGCUGUUGUGUUGUUUUUGCUGUCUACUUGGAAAAGCUGGUCGAAAACAGCCUUUUUUUUCCGAGCCAAAGGGAAUAAGGGAAAAGAUACAACAUUUUUAUAAACACUGGUUGCAGUGUGGAGACAAUGGAUUUUUAUACACUGGGUUUCCUAUCCAGACCAUGAUGCUCACAUAGAUGUGUAAAGAAUGACAUGCCAUGACAGUAUAUAGAUUCCUGAAGCUGCUGAAUAAGACCAACCAUAAAGCAGCCGGGCGGAGAUUGGUGAUUAGAGAGACGGAUAGCGAGGGAGGGAGAGAAAGAAAUUCUUGAGGGGAGGGAAAGUUCUUACAAGCGGCCUAAUGAAGACCUCAAGGAAUGAAAGAGACAGCACCAGCAGAGCACAGAAAAUCUGGACUACUUUUUGUGUGUGUUUGUGUCAGUGUGAAUGGACCUAGUAUGUGUGCUCACAUAUUUGGCCUCAUAGGGAUAUCUGUAGAAAACGAGAUGCGGUCGGAGUCGGUGAUGACGUGGUUGACAGGUUCAGUGCCGCUGCUAGCAAACCCAUCACGGGUCAAACAUCGGAGGUUUCCGUCAUGUAACAGCAGUCAAGUAGAAAACGUUUAACAGUGGCGAUUCUGUCCCGAUUGGUCUCGAAUUUCUAUUUAAGUUCAGAGUCUUUGGAUACUGUUGACCCGUUGACUUCCAUUAAAUACGAGAGUAGUGGCGAACAUUAGCUUCCGAUUACAAGCAAAUCUGCGUCGUGGCUUCUUUUGAGCUCAACUUUGGCCACCUUUAUUUUAAUACAACAUUAUUUCCCCUCCAUAGACACUCAGUACCUACAUACUGCAAAUAUAUAUAAAUACUCUUCGGUGGGCCAUUGGCUCUAUAACUAUUUUGAUAUGCAUUUCACGAUAGAUAGGGACUAAACAGACGUUUAUUUUUAAUGAAAAGAGUCACACGUUGCCCUUUCUAUGUCUGGAAUCAUCGUGAAGAUAAUUCAGACAACUUUAUUGUUUGUUGGUAGUCACCUGACACCUUAUCUCGAUUACUUACAUUAUUAAAAUGCCAAUUUUGGAAGCAAUGGUGAAGUCUUCAUGGUUUAUUUGAACACUGAAUUAGUAGUCUGGCAACUGUUGGACAACGAUUGAAAUUCUUCAAGAUAAGCGUCUAUUAUAAGUCCAGAGUGACAUUAUAAUAUGUCUCUACUCGACAAUAGAGAACUGAUUGCGCCUUUAUUCUCCACAGCAUUGUUCUAGCCCUCACUGCUGAUGCCUCUGCAUGCAAACUGCCAGACAAUGCUGCUAAAAGCGCUGGAGUCACGGCCAUUAUUUCUUCCGCCAAGCCAUACAUAUAAGACCUGUGGGUGGGAAAACACCACAAAGCUUGCCAAACUGCAAAGAUCAAGAGGAACAUUGUGUAAUGAUGGUUUUCCUCAGAGGGGCCUCUCUUCAAGAAUCACAUCUUAGCUGAGUCAAUACGACAAAUCUUUUGCGAGUCAUUCUAGCCAUCAUAGGUUCAAUCAUUUUAAAGUAAGCUUUUAUUUUAUUUGCGUAGGAUAUUUAUUUAGUGUAUUUCAAUGUCUUCUUCUGUGCGAAAGUGUUAGUCUGAGUAAGUUGUACAUGUUGUCCUCCCCAUGGAGCACUUUGAUCAAACUCGCGGGUAGAAAGAAAGGAUUUCCAACCCUCGUUACUGAAAGAUUCAACUUGUUUAUCUGGUUUUUACCACUUCAGAAAGCUUUAGCAAAUAGUCAGAGGAAGGUGCCAGGAGUUCAGGAUGAGAACGCCUGUAAGGUGGUACUGACCAGCUUCUAGAAUGUCCUCGUUUUUUCUUUGCUUCAAACAGUAUUUAUGAUGCUGCUUUGAUGAGGUCAUGAUUAUUUGAUGAAGGGGUAUUUUGUAGUCCCUAUUUGGAGCUCUAAUUUAAGGAAAUAGAGACAGCAUUUAAUAUCAAUGUGAAAUAUUUAUGCCGUGUUUGUUUAUACGUACUGAGCGAUGGAGGCAGAAUGUUGGUUUCAAGAAGAAGAAAUGGUGGUAAAAUGAGAAAACACACACCUUGAUUUAUGUCUUGUUUGGCCUGAAUUACACUGCAGACCCACACUCAAAAUACGAGAACAGAUUAGACUGAGAAACAGGCCUUGCAUGUUCUCGAGAGCACUUGAAACUAUUCGAGACCCUUUGCUUUUAAUUACAUCUUCUCAAGCGUUUUGCCAGCAAAGGAAGACAAAUACCUGAUCGUAUUGUUGCCAUCCGAAGGCCUUGGUGAUGUUUUGAAAAGUACCACAAUUUGUUUUUCUCUUUGUGGAAGCAAUCAUUUUUCCUCUCUGCCGACUAAUAUCUCAUUUCGCCUUUGGCAUUGGACUGUGUUACCUGCUGCUAUUUGUCUCGGCCCAGAAACACUCGUGUGGCUCAUGGCAGUUCAAGAACACACCACGGCGCUGGUGUUUUAUGACUGAUCACUUUUUUUAUUUAAUACUUUCUACCGUUUCUUUCGAGCCAAGGUGCAGAGGCAUGUAGCCACGUUGUACUGAAGUGAAUCCUUCUAUAUUUCAUCCAUAACGGCCGAGUCUAAUGUAUAGUACAAUAUCACCUUGCAUGGUACCCAAAGUGAGUGUUUUACUGCCUCCACCUUUGUAUCUCCCCACUGACGACAGUAUUAUAUUUAAAUGGGAGAAAAUACCCACAUUUUUGUAUGAGAUUCAGUAGCACAAACUGGGAGUCAUUCUUUCUGAAAUCUUUCAUGGGAUUUAUUUUGUGUAUAGCACCCUUUUCUCAGUGUGUUUCCAUAUUAUUGAGGAUUUCUUCAAGGACCUUUUUGUGUUUUUACCUGCGCUUUAUUUAACACGUUCAUUAUUGCGAUUCCUUCGGUGGUAAUUGCACAACUCAUCGAUUUCAUGUCCCUGUGUUUUAAAUUAUCAGAUCCGUAUAAAUGUACAGAAUCUUUGGGGUUUCCUCCGAACCUUAUCUAACACACUUCAACAACAACAAAAUGUGAAUAGUAUUUUUAUAAAGCACUGAAACAGGCGACGUUGCGAAUUUGUAAAUAUGGAGGCUUUGGAUUUGUAUGGUCUUCUCUCCUGCUGUUUUUCUCCCGCUUAUAACAAGUUGUACAAAAAGAGGCGUACAUAUUUGCUUUAUGUAAUGUAGCUUUUGACUAAUGGGGAUUUGAUUUUAAAAAGUGCUUGUUGACCCUUUUUUUCUCAUGUAGAAACUCUUGUGAAGCCCCUUUUUAUUCCCGAGCUUUGUGGCCGUCCUCAUGUAAUGUUUCAGUUGUAGCUGUUUAAAAAGUAAGGUUGGUGGGAGAGGAGGGGGGGUUCACAUGCUUUGCUUCCCCGUGCCAGCCACAUUUCAUUUGUCACUCAGUGAUGGGAACAUUACAUAAUCUUCCUCUUUAUCUCUCCCCCCUUUUUAAUUCCCGUAAACCUGAAACCAGUGCUGCCAACCAACCCAGAUAAACUGUGUUACCUUCUCUGCUUACUUUCCACAGGAAAUAUUAGAGCCACGUCCCCCACCCCCGUUUAAAGGCAGACCACAGCCCACUUCAUUUCUGAUUUGUUUUGCAUGCUUUCAGAGGAGACAAAGUAGAGAGAAAAAGCAUUCGGGGGUAACUUGACCGUUAGCUUCCCGUGUCCCUUUAUCUCCCCGAGUUAUUUGAAACCAUACCCAAAGCUUUAUAUCAUAGAAAAUACCGUUCCUCAUGUUUGUUACAUGAAUCUGU